AUGCUUUCUUCAUUUUCUGGUUUUCGUCGUUUUUUACCGUCGGAUAAAUCAGUAAAGGGUAUUCUUAUUGGUGGAUUUACUGGUGGUAUCGAAAUAUGUAUUACAUUUCCAACUGAAUAUGUUAAAACACAAUUACAAUUAGAUGAGCGUUCAGCACAUCCAAUUUAUAAAGGUCCAAUAGAUUGUGCCAAGAAAACAGUUCAAACAAACGGGUUCUUAGGAUUAUAUCGCGGAUUGUCCGUAUUAAUCUAUGGUUCCAUUCCAAAAUCAGCACUGAGGUUUGGAACAUUUGAGACUUUAAAGGGAUAUUUCGUUGAUUCGAAUGGCAAUCUUACACCGAUGUGGAGGCUUUUUUGUGGCUUUGGUGCAGGUCUUUCGGAAGCGGUGUUUGCUGUCACACCAAUGGAAACGAUUAAAGUGAAAUUUAUUCAUGAUCAGCAGUUGGGUAAACCAAAAUUCAAAGGUUUUUUUGGUGGUUUGAAAACAAUUCUGCAAACCGAAGGGUUGCGAGGCUUGUAUCAGGGUGUUACAGCUACAAUGGCAAAACAAGGUUCUAACCAAGCGAUCCGAUUUUUUGUAAUGGAAACUUUGAAAGACUGGUAUCGUGAAGGAGAUAGUUCGAAGACGGUUAGUAAACCAGCUACAGCGUUAUUUGGCGCAUUUGCGGGUGCAUGUUCCGUGUACGGUAAUACACCAAUUGAUGUUGUUAAAACUCGAAUGCAAGGUUUGGAAGCUAAAAAAUAUAAGAAUACAAUCAACUGCGCUUAUCAAAUUUUGAAAACUGAAGGAUUCUUUGCAUUUUACAAGGGCACCGUACCUCGGCUAUGUCGUGUUUGUCUCGAUGUCGCGUUAACAUUUACUUUAUACGACUCGAUCAUGGAAUAUGCCAACAAAUUAUGGAAAACUUAG
This is a messenger RNA of Acanthocheilonema viteae, 909 nucleotides long. NCBI's taxonomy places the organism in Eukaryota, Metazoa, Nematoda, Chromadorea, Rhabditida, Onchocercidae. The record is from the annotation of a GenBank genome assembly.